UAUUUCACUGGCGCCGAAGCUCCCACCUAUUCUACACCCCAUAUGUCUUUUCACAAUGUCAAACUAGAGUCAAGCUCAACAGGGUCUUCUUUCCCCGCUGAUUCUGCCAAGCCCGUUCCCUUGGCUGUGGUUUCGCUAGAUAGUAGAUAG
This is a messenger RNA of Aspergillus eucalypticola CBS 122712, 150 nucleotides long. RefSeq lists its product as uncharacterized. The record is from RefSeq and is a predicted model, not a curated record. The annotation marks the transcript as partial. The transcript has a single exon. NCBI's taxonomy places the organism in Eukaryota, Fungi, Ascomycota, Eurotiomycetes, Eurotiales, Aspergillaceae.